AUGCUUCGGUAUGUUUUAGCGCUAUGGGCUAAUUGCACUCUGAUCAAUAUAGAAAGACACCCGGAAACGAAAACAUUCGGGGGCCGAUGGAAAUAUCUGACUUUCAUCAAUCAGACUGUGUUCUUCGGACUGUGUGUAUUCACUGACAUCGUCAACUUGGUGCGCUCAGGCAAACCGUUGCGUGGUGGACUCCCAUCUCUGCUGGUUAAAUUAAGGGACAUCAUAUUUACUGUUCUGGCUUUCCCAGUGGGCACAUUUGUAUGGGCCAUGUACGCCUAUGACAGGAAGCUGGUGUACCCUGACUUCCUGGAUGAUAUUAAACCUGUCUGGUUGAACCAUGCUUUGCACACCAUCAUCGUUCCCCUGCUGUUUGUCCAGAUGUGCAUUCAGCAUCAUCGAUAUGUUAGCCGAGUGAAAGGCAUCCUGGGCUUGGCAAUCUUUACUUUACUGUAUCUGUCGUGGGUCCUGUGGGUGCACCGUGUCUCAGGUAUUUGGGUGUACCCCAUCAUGGCCAAACUGAGCCCUGUGGACCUUGUUCUGUUUUUUGGAGCUGUUGCUCUUACCGUGGCUCCUUUCUACCUGCUUGGAGAGAAGCUCAGCAGUAAAAUCUGGGGCAAUGCAGGAGUCCACGAGGAGGGGGAUAGAGAUGAGUACCUCAGGGAGUGUCAGUACACGUUGUAA
Messenger RNA from Lampris incognitus (smalleye Pacific opah), 681 nucleotides. RefSeq names its product androgen-induced gene 1 protein-like. The coding region runs from base 1 to 681 and encodes 226 amino acids. Gene Ontology annotation, cellular component: membrane; endomembrane system. The record is from RefSeq and is a predicted model, not a curated record. NCBI's taxonomy places the organism in Eukaryota, Metazoa, Chordata, Actinopteri, Lampriformes, Lampridae. The transcript has 7 exons.